Molecule: messenger RNA, 2914 nt
Organism: Trifolium pratense (red clover)
Lineage: Eukaryota; Viridiplantae; Streptophyta; Magnoliopsida; Fabales; Fabaceae
Product: probable xyloglucan glycosyltransferase 5
Exons: 5
Coding region: 433-2526 (697 amino acids)
Cellular component (GO): Golgi apparatus
Molecular function (GO): glycosyltransferase activity
Source: RefSeq, a predicted model, not a curated record
AAACACAAGAUUCAUCAUAUUAGAAGGAAGAGGGAGUAGUUGGUUUAUAAAGCUAAACUUGUUGAGUUCGUAAUCAUAGGCACAUCACAUAAAUAUUACAUUAACCCCUCUUUAUAAUCUCAUUAAUAUUGCUUCUCUCUCACAUUGACUCAUACGCAAAAAAAAUAACAAAAAAAAAAACACAAUAAAAAACAACCUCAAACACACACACACACUCUCUCAGUCAGUGCCUCUCUCUAUUCCCCACAUUGCUUCAUUCUGGGAAGAAAAAAAAAAAAGGUUUUUUCUUCUUUUCUCACAAGAUUCCAAAUCCACUGGAUCUGACACAACACUAACUCCUAUGUGUUUCUCUUUAACAUUUUCCUUCAAUGUUCAUCAAAUCUUCAACCCCUUUUAAGUAUUGGUCUUUUUGAAGUGUUUUGUUUCACAAAAAUGUCUCCAAGUAUUGAUUUUUCCAACUGGGGUUGGUCUAAAAAGUCUUCAAAUUCAACUUCAACUUCAAAGAAAGGUAACCCUGUUGUUGUUACUAUGGAGAAUCCAAAUUACUCAGUUCUUGAAAUAAAUGGUCCUGAUUCAGCAUUUCAACCAGUUGAGAAAGAUAGAACCAAAAAUGCUAAACAAUUUACAUGGGUUUUGUUUCUUAAAGCUCAUAAAGCUGUAAAUUGUGUUGCUUGGAUUGGAAAUAUUCUUUGUUCUUUGAUGAAUUCUGUCAAAAAAAGAAUAUUUUUUGGCACUAUGGAAAGUGAUGAGAGUGAUAAAUCUAUGAAAGCAAAGUUACUUUUUAGAGUGAUUAUUGCAUUUUUGGUUAUGGCUUUGGCAUUUCUUUUGUUUGAACUUAUUGCUCAUUUCAAAGGUUUGUACUAUUUUCAUAAUCAUAAUUUGCACAUUCCACAGACAUGGGAGAUUAAAGGGUUAUUUCAUGAGGUUUAUGUUAGAUGGUUGAGGUUUAGGGUUGAUUAUAUUGCACCGACAAUUCAAUUCCUUUCAAAUUUCUGCAUAGUUCUGUUCUUGAUUCAAUCUGUGGAUAGAAUGGUUUUGUGUCUUGGUUGCUUUUGGAUCAAAUACAAAAAGAUUAAACCAUUGAUUGUUGAUGGAAAUGUUGAACAUGAUUUGGAAGGUUCUAACCAUGGUUAUCCUUUGGUACUUGUUCAGAUUCCUAUGUGCAAUGAGAAAGAGGUAUAUGAACAAUCUAUAUCUGCAGUCUGCCAACUUGAUUGGCCGAAAGAUCGAUUGCUCGUCCAAGUUCUGGAUGACUCGGAUGAUGAAAGUAUACAGUGGUUGAUCAAAGCGGAAGUCGCGAAGUGGAGUCAGAAAGGUGUGAAUAUCAUCUACCGUCAUAGGAAGUUUAGAACCGGUUAUAAAGCGGGAAAUCUCAAGUCUGCAAUGAACUGUGAUUAUGUGAAGGAAUACGAGUUUGUAGCAAUUUUCGAUGCUGAUUUCCAACCGUGCCCUGAUUUCCUUAAGCAAACUAUUCCACAUUUUAAGGGAAAUCCUGAGUUGGCAUUGGUACAAGCUAGGUGGACUUUUGUAAACACGGAUGAGAACUUACUCACAAGACUUCAAAACAUUAAUUUGUGCUUCCACUUCGAGGUUGAACAACAGGUUAAUGGGAUCUUCCUUAAUUUUUUUGGUUUUAAUGGAACUGCUGGUGUUUGGAGAAUAAAAGCACUCGAAGAAUCUGGUGGCUGGCUCGAGCGAACUACUGUCGAAGACAUGGAUAUAGCCGUCCGCGCACAUCUGAAUGGUUGGAAAUUUAUCUAUCUCAAUGAUGUAAAGGUGCUUUGUGAGCUUCCUGAAUCGUAUGAAGCCUAUAAGAAACAACAACAUAGAUGGCAUUCCGGUCCGAUGCAACUCUUUCGUUUGUGCCUUCCAGCAAUCAUAACCUCUAAGAUUGCAUUCUGGAAGAAAACAAACCUUAUAUUUCUAUUCUUUCUGCUUAGAAAGUUAAUCCUCCCAUUCUAUUCAUUCACUUUAUUCUGCAUCAUUCUUCCAUUAACGAUGUUUGUACCCGAAGCCGAGCUUCCUAUUUGGGUUAUUUGUUAUAUUCCUGUAUUCAUGUCAUUCUUGAACAUUCUUCCCGCCCCGAAAUCCUUUCCCUUCAUCGUACCUUACCUACUGUUUGAGAACACAAUGUCGGUAACCAAAUUCAACGCCAUGGUAUCCGGUUUAUUCCAGUUAGGAAGUUCGUAUGAAUGGAUUGUGACCAAAAAAUCUGGCCGAGCGUCUGAGCCUGACCUAUUAGCUGCCGAAGAACGUGAAUCAAAGGCAAUGAGUCUCCAACUUCAUAGAGGAACUUCUGAUAGUGGUCUUUCUGAGCUUAAUAAGAUAAAGGAAUUCCGAGAAACCAUUCCUCCGAAGAAAACGAACAAGAUAUAUAAGAAAGAGCUUGCACUUGCAUUCUUGUUGCUAACAGCUGCAAUUAGGAGCCUGUUAUCGGCGCAAGGGAUGCAUUUCUACUACUUAUUAUUUCAAGGUGUAGCAUUCCUCCUUGUAGGUUUGGAUUUAAUUGGAGAACAAAUGAGCUAGAAGAUCAGAAAAGGAUGUGUAAAUUUGAAAAUUGAUAGUUAUACAGUUAAAUAAUUGAAGAGGCCGACCGAUAUUGAUUGCUGCUAGGCAGUUGCUUUUGGCAGUUAUAUUCUCAAGGUUCCUGAAAAUGACUGGGUAAAAUGCUGAAAGCUGGCGCGUGUCAAAUCAUAAAUAAGUUUGUUAUUUUUUGAAAUGUCUUUAUAGAAACUUUUCUGUUUUUUUACCUUUUCUGUUUUUUUUCCCCUUUGAUUGUUGUCUACAUUACAAUAAUUUUUAUUUUUUCUUUUUCAUUUGAUCUCUGCCACACCAUUGCUACAUAUCAUUGGUUCAUUUGUAUAUUUUGAAUGACAUAUGAGGAUUUAUUCAAACUCGAAUUUUCUGCAGUUAA